GUGUGUGUGUGUGUGUGUAUGUGUGUGUGUGUGUGUGUAUUAUUGAGCAUCAGUUAGCCUAAUGAAUAAUUUGUGCGAUGUGAUUGGAGCUCAUAAAGUAGUCAGUCAGCAGUAGUGUGAGGAGGAGUAGCAGUGAGGAGUGUGUCAGUACGGACGAGGAUAGAACUCAGAGAGGUGAGUUCACACACACACACACACACACACACUCACACACACUCACACUCUCACUCACACUCUCACUCACACACACACACACCACACACACACACACACACACUCACUCACACUCUCACUCACACUCUCACACACACUCACACACACUAUUAUUACUUUAAUUAAAUAAAAUGUAUCAAAUAAAUAACAGGAUUACAGGGGACUUAAACAGCUCAGUUCUGCACUAUACACCUUCUACACAAAGGAGAGUUUAUUUUAGCUGCACAGGAAACAUCUAAACCUAAUCAAAUUAUAAUUUUAACUCCUGCAUGUCAGUUCCCUCAGUGUGUCAGUACUGUGUGUCAGUACAUUGUGUGUGUCAGUACAUUGUGCAUCAGUACUGUGCGUCAGUUCUCUGUGUGUCAGUACUUUGUCUGUUUCAGUAGUCUGUGUGUCAAUUCUCUGUGUCAGUUCUCUUUGUGUGUCACUACUUGGUGUUUCAGUACUUUGUGUGCAUCAGUACUCUGUGUUUCAGUUCUCUUUGUGUGACAGCGCUCUGUGUGUCAGUACUUUUUGUUUCAGUACUUUGUGACAGUAUUCUGUGUGUCACUUCUCUUUCUCUGACAGUACUUUGUGUGUGUCACUACUUUGUAUAUUUCAGUACUCUGUGUUUCAGAUCUGUGUCAGUACUUUCAAUUCAAUUCAGUUUUAUUUGUAUAGCGCUUUUAACAAUGGACAUUGUCACAAAGCAGCUUUAGAGAAAUAAAUAAAUUCAGGAUAUAAAUUGUAAAUGUAUGAAUUUAUCCCUAAUGAGGAAGUCAGAGGUGACGGUGGUGAGGAAAAACUCCCUGAGCUGAUAUGAGGAAGAAACCUUGAGAGGAACCAGACUCAAAAGGGAACCAUCCUCAUCUGGGCGCAACGGAUAGUGCGAUUAUUAUUAUGUGUUUCAGUACUCUGUGUGUGACAGUUAUUUGUGUGUUAUUUCUCUUUGUCUGUACUCGUUUUGUGUCAGUACAUUGUGUGUGUCAGUACUCUGUGUUUCAGUACUUUCUGUAUGUCCAUAAUCCAUGUGUAAGUUGUAAUUACAAACAGUAUUUUGAAAUUAUAUAAGUGUGUGUGUGUGUGUGUGCAUGUGUGUGUGUGUGUGUGUAUGUGCGUGUGUGUGUGUGUGUGUGUAUGAUUGAGCAUCAGUUAUCCUAAUGAAUAAUUUGUGCGGUGUGAUUGGGGCUCGUUUUACAGGUGCAUUAUGGGGGAUCGCUCACUCUCACCUCAUCCUGUGCUCGCUUUGUCUCCGCUUAAUGUAGCCUCACGCUGACCUUUGACCUUUUUGUAUCACCCUGUCUUUAUCUCUUCAUCCUCUCCACCAUUCAGUGAGCCCAAUGUUCCAUUUCUCUUUGUCCGUCUCACUGUGUUUGUGUGUGCGUGCGGGUGUGUGUGUGUGUAUGCGUGCGGGUGUGUGUGUGUGUGUGUGUGCGUGUGUGUGCGUGUGUGUGUGCGUGCGGGUGCAGUGUGAUGUUCCCGGUCUGUGUGUGUCUGUUUGGUGAUGGUGUGUUUGGAUGGAGGGUGGAGAAGAUGGAGGCUGUGCAGCUGGACAGCAGGCAGUUGGGUGUGUUUUACACCGGAGACUCGUACAUCAUCCUGAAGAAACACAGUGAGGGGGCGGAGCUACACAUGUGGAUGGGGGAGGAGUCAUCGCGGGAUGAGCAGUGUGCCUGCGCCAUGUUGGCCACUCAGCUGGACCAGUUCCUCGGGGGGGACGCUGUCCAGCACAGACAGGAGCAGGGACACGAGACAGACGAGUUCAUGAAGCUCUUCCCCAACGGAGUGAGCUAUAAGAGGGGGGGUGUAGAGUCCGGGUUCAGGCAGGUGCAGACGGAGUGUGUGCCGGUGCGACGUCUUUAUCAGGUUAAAGGAAAGAGAAAUAUCCGUGUGAGAGAGGUGGAGCUGAACUGGAGGAGCUUCAACACCGGAGACUGCUUCAUCCUCGAUCUGGGACAGCUCAUCAUCUCGUGGAGUGGCUGUAAGUCGAGUGUGUUUGAGAAACAGAAGGUUCAUCAGAUCGCCGCUUUAAUCAGAGACACAGAGAGAAAUGGAAAAGCUCACAUCCGUGAUGUCACACAGGGGGAGGAGCCACUGGAGAUGGUCCAGGUUCUUGGUCCAAUCCCAGCGAUUACAGACUCGUUUGAGGAGGACGGUGAGGCAGACAGGACAAACUCCGCCUCUCUCUACAAGGUGUCUGAUGCGUUGGGCUGCAUGUCCGUCACUCAGCUGUGUGAUAAAGCGCCGUUCGAUCAGAAUCUGCUGCAGAGAGACGACUGCUUCAUCCUCGACAACGGAGCCAAUGGCAAGAUCUUCAUCUGGAAAGGUGGUGGUGCCACUGUGGAGGAGAAGAGGGCGGCGCUGCAAAUAGCUGAUGAGUUUAUUCUGAGGAUGAGUUACUGCAGAGCCACAACUCAGGUGGAGAUUUUUCCUCAAGGUCGUGAGUCUGUUCUUUUCAAACAGUUCUUCAAAAGCUGGAGUUAAACACACACACACACACACACACACAAACACACACAAAGAACUUCAGUCAUUCAAGAUGAAUUUAAAACGGAAAUUAACUAUUUCAUUUAUCUUUCUGAAACGUGUGUGUGGUGAAUAAAAUAAGCCUGUGUGUGAACACAGUGUUAAACAGAAUGAAGACACUGAAGCUACACAGACUUCAUUAAAACAUUCCUUCACACUGGGUUUUACAUUUUUGAAUCAUUGUAAUGAUGAAAUGUGUGUAAACUAAGAACUGUGUGUAGCUCUACAGCUGAUCUGCAGCGUCUCUCGUGUGUGUAUGUGUAUGUGUGUGUGUGUGUGUGUGUGUGUG
Molecule: messenger RNA, 3007 nt
Organism: Pangasianodon hypophthalmus (striped catfish)
Lineage: Eukaryota; Metazoa; Chordata; Actinopteri; Siluriformes; Pangasiidae
Gene: capga
Product: capping protein (actin filament), gelsolin-like a
Exons: 8
Coding region: 1666-2676 (336 amino acids)
Biological process (GO): actin polymerization or depolymerization; barbed-end actin filament capping; actin filament severing
Cellular component (GO): cytoplasm; actin cytoskeleton
Molecular function (GO): actin filament binding; phosphatidylinositol-4,5-bisphosphate binding
Source: RefSeq, a predicted model, not a curated record